AUGGAUGUACGGUGCGGUCGACGAGCUCCUACAGGCGCUUCACGGCGACGGCCAAGCCAGCCGCUUCCCAGCGACAGCCUCGCCGACCCCUUCCGGCCACGGGCUCUACCCGUCGAGGACAUCACCAUCGACGCCGACGACAUGGAGGAGGCGGACCCGGGCGACCGCUCCGGGCCCCGUCGGCCCUCUACCAAGGGGAUGCCACCAUUGGCGUCCCAGCACACCAGCCCCAGCGGGCCACGACCACUCCCUCGGGAAGUCGCCCACCACCGCGGCGAUGACGAGGAAGGGGUGAACGCGGAUGACCACGCCGAACUACGGCCAUCAUCUGCAAGGGGAAUGCCGCCCCUAGUGCCCAGGCACAUCGGCCCCAUUGGGCCACAACGACUCCCUCCAGAAGUCGCCCACCGUGGCGACCGUGGCUGGAUCUUCGCCGCUACAAGGCCGGGCCCCAGCCACCACCAGUCGCAGCCGAUCUCCUCCGCCCGCGUACGAGGAGAUAUUUGGCCCAGGUCUCUACGCCGGCCCUCACGCUACCGCCCGAUGCGCCGCAGAACCCCAAGACGCGAUCCUCGACCACGCCUGCCCACCAUCGCGGAACUGGCCGCAGAGGAGGCGCGCCGAAGAGCGGAGGACCUCAGCGAGGAACUCGGCAACCCACCGGUUGCCCAACCGCCAACGAAUGGCCCACCAUCACCGACCCCGCGCCGCCGAGCACGGCGCCGGAGCGCACCAUGGGCAGACAGCCCGCCCAGCUUAUCCGACGAAUCGUCGUUGGACACCGACGAGGGAGCCCCCAAUCCUCCCCGCUGGGUGCCUGCCCCAGCGGAGUGGACUACACCGAACGGCACGCUGCCGGCAGCCCUGAUUCGCCGGAUACAAGGACGCCUGGCGGUACCGAGACGACGGACGAUCCGAAUUCUGGAGGAGGAAGGGAACCAGCGUUCCCGAGUCCAGGUGAACCGGAGCGGAAGGGUUAUCGUCACUCUCCAGCCCUCCCGAAGAUAG
Drosophila kikkawai is the source of this 1008-nucleotide messenger RNA. The record is from RefSeq and is a predicted model, not a curated record. NCBI's taxonomy places the organism in Eukaryota, Metazoa, Arthropoda, Insecta, Diptera, Drosophilidae.